AUGGACUGUGACUCCCUCUCCCGCCCUCACUGCUCUCCCUCUCCAGGGAUCAGGCCCCGACUAUAUAACAGAGAGCCGAGCCCUCCUGAAAUUCCCUAAGUCAGGCUCACUUGAAAAGACUUAUAGGUUCCAGAUUCACUUCUUCUCACUUCUGGAAGUUGGCAGGGGUGCUUGAGACCUCCACAAAGUCUUGGAAAUCAAGAAGGCCACCAGGUUGAGGCUGAGCAACGUAGCCAAAGAGAAAGAAAGGACAAGAAAAGCAAAGAAUCUCCGUAGACUUACCAGCAAACACUGGAAAGAUGCAGAAGACAGGCUUCUUCACCCAAAAGAAAGCAGCAGCAGCACUGUGCAUUGUCCUAUUAAUGGUGGCUCAACAGGUGUGUGCAGGUCCUUUGGUUUCACAGGAUCAGUCCAGCUUCCUCCAGAGUGCAGAUCUAAGGGGGUCAGAUGUCGUCCACGCUCCGAGGAGGAUAGCCCGGAUGACCCCACUGUGGCGGAUCAUGAACAGUAAACCCUUCGGAGCAUACUGCCAAAACAACUAUGAAUGCUCCACGGGCCUCUGCAGGUAACUGUGCUGGCAAAAGUGCAAAAUAACCAGGCUGUGUAACAGAAGAAACCCAAAUGUUAAUGUAGAAAGAAAAAAGGAAAAGUGGAGAUUUUUGUUAAGUUCAAAAAAUCCACUGGGCUGGUAAAUCCUGCAAAGCGA
Molecule: messenger RNA, 706 nt
Organism: Neolamprologus brichardi
Lineage: Eukaryota; Metazoa; Chordata; Actinopteri; Cichliformes; Cichlidae
Source: RefSeq, a predicted model, not a curated record